Messenger RNA from Brassica rapa (field mustard), 505 nucleotides. Its product is annotated as elicitor peptide 3. The record is from RefSeq and is a predicted model, not a curated record. Gene Ontology annotation, biological process: innate immune response. NCBI's taxonomy places the organism in Eukaryota, Viridiplantae, Streptophyta, Magnoliopsida, Brassicales, Brassicaceae.
CGUUACCAAGUUCCAUCAUCAACCUAAACACACAACAUUUAUCUCUCUCAAAUAUAUCAAAAGAAAAACAAACAUAAACAAUGGAGAAUAUGAGAAACGGCGGAGAAAACGGUUCUCACUGGAUCCCAUAUAUGUUAUUUGAUCGAUCUUCGGUAACGAUUCAUCUUCUAAAGUGGUUCGGCCUGGGAAGUUCUUCUCCAUCAUCCUCAUUCUCAUCUCACAGCGAAGAAGAAGAUGUUGUGGAGAUAAAGGAGGAGGAAGAUGAUAUGACCGUCGAUAUCACGGAGCGUCGGUUGAAGAAGAGUAAGUCUAAGCCAAAAACAAGCCCAGGAAAAGGAGGAGGAGUUCAUUAGGCUUCAUAUAAACUUAUACGUAUAUAAAACAUAUAAAUGCAAAUGUAUACGCAGUGUACGAUGUACACUGUACGUAAUAAGAUGUAAGAUAAUAUGGUUAGAUAUUUAUUUUUGUACGUGAAUUGGUUAAAUAAAAUCGAGUUUGGUCAUUA